AUGAAUCCACGCACCGGUGAAGGCCACAUGGAAUGGGAAUACAGUGGCAAUGCGCCAUGUGAUCCCUCCAGUCCCUUUACCCAUAUCGCACAGCGAAACCCAGGCCUCGGCGGCUUUUCAUCUCCUUCCAAAGGAGGCGGACGUCUGAAUCCAUUCGCAGGCCUUUCCACACCACUUAAACCACAGCCGCCGUCCACCACCCGCUUUGCGCCUCAAAUUUCGGCCAAAAGUGCAGCCCCUCCCUUUCGCAACCCGGCCUUUACAACACCACGAAAACUACACGAUGAUGCCAUUUUCUCCGAGGUCUCUGGUGCAGAGGACAGCCCGGCUCCUACAGAAACCUCGGAUGUGCCCAACGACACGCCAGACCUGGAUCACAUGGGCGACAUCCACAUGGGCGGCAUCAUUACCCCGACGAAGGUCAGCAAGGCGGCACGCUACGGCCGCUCCUCACAUAACAAGAAACACAGCUCUGGCAAGGGCGAAAUCAAGAGCGCGCGGGACUCGUCACGCUCGGCGCUCCUUGGCAAGCGGAAGCGCCACAACCUAGACCGCGACGUGAGCAGCGUUGUGCGCUACCAGGACCAUGACGAGUCUGGCGGCGAGACGGAGGCCUCUUUCUGGUCCGAAGAGUGGUUGAAGAAAAGUAGAGUCUUAGGCAGAGGGCCGCAGCCCGGCUUUCUUGGAUCCAUGUUCCACAUGCUGGACGAGCACCCCAACGCCCCCGAGAACCUGCACCGGUGGAUUCAGCUUUUCAUCAACAUGCUGGUGGCCACGACUGUCAUUGGCGUUGGCUGGUCCAUUGUGUCGACCAUUCGCUCUGAUAUCCGCAACGCCAACGAGAGUGCACGCCUAGAUAUCAUGAGUAAAAUCGCAGAGUGCACGAAACACUGGAAAGACAACUCUUGCGAGUCCAACGACAAACCGUUUUUCCAGUCGCAGUGCGACAAAUGGUAUGACUGCAUGGUGCAGAACCCAGAGUCGAUUAUGCGCGUCAAGGUGACGGCCAAACAAAUUGCCGAGAUUAUUAAUGAAUUCUCUGACGCGAUGAACUUCAAAGCAUGGGGUUUCUUCUUUGCAAUUAUCAUCAUCUGCGUAUUUGGAAACAAUUUGAUUCUCGGCCGCAACGGUAACAGUGGCAAAGCGAUGCCGUACAACAGGGAAUCGAUGAAGAAUACCAACGGUGUGGGCGACGAAUCCAAUGUCAUGUGGAUGCCUGUGCAGACGCCGCGCAUGAAGCGUCACGCCAUGCUGGACCACGGAUCUGAUACCGACAGUUCCCUUCCACAUUCGACGCCGCUGAUGCUGCCGCAUUACACGCCGAGCGGGCGCAGAAGUCCCAGCAAGGGCGAACGGGCCAGGAGUCCAAUCAAAUACUCGCGAAGUCCAAGCAAGGGUUAUUAG
This is a messenger RNA of Beauveria bassiana ARSEF 2860, 1404 nucleotides long. Its product is annotated as Di-sulfide bridge nucleocytoplasmic transport domain-containing protein. The record is from RefSeq and is a predicted model, not a curated record. The coding region runs from base 1 to 1404 and encodes 467 amino acids. Gene Ontology annotation, cellular component: nuclear envelope; nuclear membrane. The transcript is spliced from 3 exons. Gene Ontology annotation, biological process: nuclear envelope organization; lipid homeostasis. NCBI's taxonomy places the organism in Eukaryota, Fungi, Ascomycota, Sordariomycetes, Hypocreales, Cordycipitaceae.